CCAUGAUCCAUUACAAGUGUGCGCUUCAUCUGCGUCAUUGUAGAGUCGGUUGAUUGUCCUUUGAUUUUGUAGCGACGUUAAGGCGGCACUUCUUGCAUCAUGGCCGAAGUUGGUGAUGAAAACGAAUUGUUGGACUACGAAGAGGAGGAGACAGAAACCCCAGCUGAAGCGCAGGCGACCAAAGAUCUGGCAAAGAAAGAUGUUAAGGGUACCUACGUCAGUAUCCACAGUUCUGGCUUCAGAGAUUUUCUCUUGAAACCAGAACUUCUUCGGGCCAUCGUUGACUGCGGAUUCGAACAUCCUUCAGAAGUUCAGCAUGAGUGUAUUCCUCAAGCAAUCCUGGGCAUGGAUAUUAUCUGCCAGGCCAAAAGUGGAAUGGGGAAAACAGCAGUGUUUGUUCUUGCAACGCUUCAGCAGCUAGAGCAAAUUGAUGGCCAAGUCAGUGUGUUGGUUAUGUGCCACACACGAGAGUUGGCCUUCCAGAUCUCUAAAGAGUAUGAAAGGUUUUCUAAAUACAUGAAUAACAUCAAAGUUUCAGUGUUUUUUGGCGGCAUCAGCAUCAAGAAGGACCAGCAGACCUUGAAAACCAACUGCCCACAUAUUGUUGUGGGUACCCCAGGCAGAAUAUUGGCACUGGCACGAGAGAAGUCAUUAAAUCUCAAACAUAUCAAGCACUUUAUCCUUGAUGAGUGCGACAAGAUGUUAGAACAGCUUGAUAUGCGAAGAGAUGUGCAAGAGGUGUUCCGCAUGACUCCACAUGAGAAGCAAGUCAUGAUGUUCAGUGCAACACUAGCCAAAGAGAUCCGCCCUGUCUGCAAGAAAUUUAUGCAAGAUCCAAUGGAAGUUUAUGUUGAUGAUGAGACAAAACUCACCUUGCACGGCCUGCAACAGUACUAUGUCAAACUCAAGGAUCAGGAGAAGAACAGAAAGCUUUUUGACCUUUUAGAUGUAUUAGAGUUCAACCAGGUGAUAAUCUUUGUCAAGUCAGUGCAGCGCUGCAUUGCCCUUGCUCAGUUGCUGAUUGAGCAGAACUUCCCAGCAAUUUGUAUCCAUAGAGGAAUGGAACAAGAAGAAAGAUUGUCUCGCUACAAACAGUUUAAAGAUUUCUCCAAGAGAAUGCUGGUAGCCACCAAUCUGUUUGGUCGUGGAAUGGAUAUAGAAAGAGUUAACAUUGUGUUUAACUAUGACAUGCCAGAGGAUUCGGACACCUACCUUCACAGGGUUGCUAGAGCUGGACGUUUUGGCACCAAAGGUCUUGCCAUCACCUUUGUCUCAGAUGAAAAAGAUGCUAAGAUAUUGAAUGAAGUCCAAGAUCGCUUUGAAGUAAAUGUAGGAGAACUCCCAGAGGAGAUUGACCUUUCAACAUACAUUGAACAUGUACGUUGAAUUGAUGAAAGUCAAUCAUAAGUGCAGGAUCUUGUAAAUUAAUAGCAUAAGAAGUACCAAGGAAAUUAUUCUGCUCAACUUUCCAUUCAUUUUUUACAUAAAACGUGAGGUUUCAGGAAGGUGUCUCUUUCUGAAACAUUUUAUCUAUCAGUUAGUACUUGUGCAUAAGCACAGGCUUUUUUUCUGUUUUUAACAAUGUGUGUAUUUUUACUGAUCAUGGAAUAAAUGAAUAUAUAUGAAAUGUG
Pocillopora damicornis (cauliflower coral) is the source of this 1631-nucleotide messenger RNA. Its product is annotated as spliceosome RNA helicase Ddx39b. Gene Ontology annotation, molecular function: nucleic acid binding; RNA helicase activity; ATP binding. NCBI's taxonomy places the organism in Eukaryota, Metazoa, Cnidaria, Anthozoa, Scleractinia, Pocilloporidae. The record is from RefSeq and is a predicted model, not a curated record.